AUGAGAAUAAGGUUGAAAUGGGUCGCUGUGUUUCCCGGAAGGCGCGCCGGAUGCUUGGUUGCCGCGAUACCGUUGCCAAGCAACCGCGUGUACAUACACACGCUCCUGGCCGGCGGUGGUCAAGUGAACGUGGCGGCGCCGGGCCUCAAGAUGAACUCUCCCUCUGAGGCGUCGCCCUCUUCGGUAUCGCCGCCUGAAUUGCCACCCACUCCACCCCCGACCUCGACCGCCGUUUUGAAGUCGUCCCUGGAUUCGAAGACUAGCUCCUCCAUCCCACUGUUCCGCUGGUCGUGUCCCGAGGAGUCGCUGCCCAUCGCCGCUUUUUACGGGCCGUUGGACGCUAAAAACCCGCUGCUCUCCUCUUUCGAGAAGGAGAUCCGGGAGUUGUUAGGUUUUAUCAAGAAAAAGAAGGCGUUAGCGACCACGGAGGAGCAGAAGCAUGAAUUCCGGCGGCGUUGUGCCACCACGUUGUUUAAUAUCUGGACCAAAUACGCCCCCAGGCUGCCAGCUGACUAUUAUAAUGAAAAGCUUCUGAAGGUUGGAGAUAGCCUUUGUCAAAUGAAAGAAUACAAACUGGCCCUUUUGCAGUGCUAUGGAAGAUAUCUUCAGCAGUUCAGUACCAGUUUCGAUGAGAAUCGAGCAGAUGUGAAUCAGUUCAAAAUUGUCUUUUUUCCAAAAGGCGUGGCAGAUGAAACUGCUGCUCUUACCUUUCAUGCUUUGAGUAGGAAAAAUAUUUGCAGCUACCAGCUGGUGUGUGAGAGUGACGUAAACCUGCAAAAUAAGGGGUCCGUGAGGGAGUGUCUGCACAUCCUGUCGUCCUUACGGCUCAUCAUGCAGGUGGCCCUCCCCCAGGAGCACCUGUGCUGGAUUAUUUUCAAUGGUACCAUUUUCAUUUACACCAUUUGCCGAAAACUGAUGGUCAUAGGUAAAUCUUCUAAGGCCUUAGAAUACCUGCUGUGGGCCAGCAUAUGCAUGGAAUCCUCUGUUCCGCUCCUGUCCAUCAGGUACCUGACGUGGAGAGCUACCUUGUACACAGCUGUUUGCCAGUGCUACUAUGACUGCCAAGCUGGUAUUCAUGGAGAGGCAUUUGCUCGGCGGGCUUUAGCUAAAAUUGAUGAGUUAAGACAACUGGAAUUAAUGAGUACCUCAAAAUCACAGGAGGAAGAAUCCAGAGGAUAUUACAGAGAGGCCACAAUAAAGAUGGCAGUGAUGAUCUUCAAACGAGGAGUAUUUGAAUCUAGAAGAAAAAACAAAGCUUUGUUUAGACCAAAGAUAAGAGUUAACCUAAAGGAAGCACAAAGUCUGUCGUGGCCACGCACUGUCACAGAACGGCUAUUGGAAGAGCUGUUUGACAGCACUGCGACCCGGUUUCUGGCUGUCCUGGAAGCACUUUCUGAUUCAAACAGGCGAACGCUGCAAACUGGAACUGUUGUCACCGAUGAAGUGGAGCUGCGUGAUGUUGUCUCAGAGCUGUUCAUGGCAGGAAAAGAACUUCUAAUCCUUUCAAACACUGGUGCAAAUGGAAAACUCGAGUUCCCAAAAACAUCUCUUCGGGAGCUUAUGAUACAAAGGAAAAAUCUUAUUUCUAUGGAUGCUGCUUUGAAAUUUGUAAAAUUAGCUUUUACUUAUGAAGAAUGGUCUUUAUUUGAAUCUUCUGCUAGGCAGCUUGUUCAUUUUCUCCAGAGGCAGGAUGAUCCGGAGUCAAAAAAAGCAGAGAAGGAUUUAAUUCUUCUGAUUGCAAUAGAACCACUAAUCAAUGUAAAGAGAAACAAAGGUUUGAUCUUUCCUUUGGAAAACGAUAAAGAAGGAGAAUCACUUCAGUCCUACCUGAGCAAAAUUAUUUAUCGUGGUACUUGUGUGGGGAAUUGUGGAUACUCUGAAGACAUUUUUCAUUUGGCAGCCAUCUUGCAUUACUGUGUCUGUGACUCUCACCAGGGUGUGCAGCCUGAUAAAGAGAUUGUUGUGGAUGUGAUAAUGUUCCUGUGGCAAAAAUGCAAAUCUGGAAUUCAGAGGAUCAGUGUGUCCAAAAGUGACUAUGCCAAGUUCACGCAGAAAAUCAGCACCAACAAAUGGAUUUAUCUUCUGUGGCAAUUAAGUGAGGUGAUUCACUGCUAUAAAAUGGAAGGUAUUGAUGUUGUGGUGGUGGCGGAGAUCACAUUGCGAUUAAACGAAAUAUUAGAGUCUUUGGGAAGCCCAAGACAGAAAUUUAGAAAAUCAGUAGUUGCAUCUUUAAAAAAAGGGAUUGAGGAAUUCCCUGCUCCAAAAGGGAUCCUGGAAGUUCUUCCAAUAUUAAAGAAAGAACCUGUGGAACAGUUGUUUACGCUUAUGAUCUUCUUGAUAAGCAUCAAUAGAAUGAAUUUAAAUUACAUGUUAACUGCCUUGCCAAAUGGAUCGUCAAUAAUAGACCACUGCUAUGUCAAGUGCUUCUAUGAUAUAGCUGGAGACACUUACAAACCAAUCUCAGCAAAAUAGUUUUUGAUGGAUUUGCAUCUUGAACUAAUUCAAGCUCAGCACCGAAUAGCUGUCAUGCUUCUUGACCAACUGCAAGUUUUGCAGACUCAAACUGUUAGCAAAAAUAUGUCUACUAAAUGUUCAGAAAAGUUAAAGCAAUCUGCCAGCACCGAUUGUUUUACAGAGUUAAGUGUAAUGAAUAUAAAGAAGAAUAAACUAUCCAAAGCAGUUUACUUAAUGCAGAAGCUCUUUUAAUAUUUGAGAGAUGCUCCAACCUCUACAUCUUCAGGCAACUUUUUAAUGGAAGCAUAUUCUUUAAUUGAGAGGAGCGAAGAAGAACAAAAUGCUCUAUAUUCAUAUCAGAAAUAUUUGGAAAGUUCAAAAACAAAGAAAAGCAGAAUCCCUCCUCCACCUAUCGUGCUAUCCCGAACUCAUUGUUCUGUGACACUCAAACCUGCUCCGUUCACUCCAGAUGUUAAGGUGUCCUGGUAUUGCAUUUUGGGUUGCAAGGCAGAAGGAAACUAUGGGAAAGUAAGGCUAAAUGAUAAUCACCUCCCAAAUUCAGGAGAAGCGAUACCAGCUGAUGGUAAAAGCAUUUUUGAAGUGAAAGGUUUAGAAACAAAUGAAAAAUACAUCUUUGCAAUUGCUGCUUAUUCUUGUAAUGGGAAGCUCAUCGGUGGUGCUGUUGGGGAGACAACAAAGCCUAUUCUGAUUUAUCCACCUCUUUCUGCUGUAACUGCUCGGAUGUACCUGACACAGGUUGCCUAUCAGAUUGGAAAUUAUGAGUUAGCUAAGAAAGUGUUCGCACCAGUUUGGGAUUAUUUUGUUGUCUCACCACUUCAGGAUGAACAAUCUGUUAUUUCUUUAAGCAAUAUAAUGACAAUAACACAGAGAAGAUUACAUUCAGAUAUUUUGGCAGAAACUUCUUCAAUCCUCUUAUACCUUUUUCUUAGAAAUAUCUUUGUAACAAGUGACAUUAAAAUUAAAGAAGAAAAUCUUUUUUGUGAUAAUAUCAAAGGCAAUGAGAUUUUCCCUGCUCAACAAAUUGCUAGACUUAUUGAAUGUGAGAGAGUACUAGUGGCAUUGGAACUUAGUAACUUCCUAAAUGACUCCAGCUAUGCCCUUCAAGCUGUGACUCAAUGUUAUGGCCUCCUUGCUCCUAUAAUAUAUCACAAUAUUGUUUUGGUACCUGUCAUACAGAUAUUGAUAAAGUGUAUGGUGGUUUUGCAAGGACUACCAAGUAUUACACUCUCAAAGAAACAUAUUUCAAGUUUCGAAAGUGUACAGCACAUGAUAGCUUGUUGUAUCUUCUACAUGACAAAGAUUCUACGUUCAUGGAAGGAAUAUGAGCUGGCAAUAAUGAUUAUAAAUUAUGGAAAAAAGAUGUUGGACAUCACUUCAGGCUGCAAAUCUCUAUUUGGUAAUAUUGAACCAGAAGAAAUGGCAGACGAGGGUUCUAAGAAAACUUUUAAAAUGAAGAAGCCACUGCAGAUACUGUUGCCUGAAAAGUUAAAUGAACAGCUGGCCUUGUUGGAGAACCACCUACUCAAGUUGACAAAGCAAUACAUUGCAUCUGAGCUCUCAGGAACAGAGGACCCUAUAUUUCUUUACCCUGUGGUUUUAAAUUGGUCUGUGAAAGGUGCUGUGAAGGAAGUUAUGAAAUUUAAGCAUAGACCUAGGUUCCUGGAAUUUUUUAUCCAAGUUAUGCUUAAAUGCAUGAAUGAUGAAAAAUUUCACCUUGUAGUGGAGAUAACUGCUCCUGUUACUGACUUCAUGAGAAGGAGGAAUGAGUCCCUUCUUGGAGUAAAAAAAAUAAAAUAUAAGGACAAUGCUCUUGGUAAAAAGUUAAGCAAACCUGGGAAGAAGUUCAAAGCUGUAAUAUUAGAGUUUGGAAGGAGUACAGAAAUGACAUCAAGGAGAAGACAUAAAAGAAAAGAAAAUCUAAGAGAUUUUCUUUCCAAAAAUCCAUCUCUUCUUGAAAUGCCAGAAUAUGAAAGAAAUAAAAGAGCGGAUGUUAGAAAAAUAGCAUAUCGAUGUCUGACAGAUAACUUGAAUCCUCUAAUACUAAAUCAUGCUAAAAGAAAGAGGUUUCAUCAAAUAUUUCUUGAGGAGAUGCCUUGGAGAGCUCAGAUGAACAUAUAUCUGGCAAGUGCACACUUCCACUUGCUUCUACAGAAGCUAGGGGACCAUAUGAGGAUGAAGUUUGGCACUUCCCCCUCCAUGGUCAGUUUCCGCUCACUUGAUCCUAAUCUAUUCUCACUAUAUAAUUCAGGAACAGUAUUACCAACAGCAAAAUUGACUCUAGAAAAUUAUAAAGCAAUUCUUAAUUUUCUUCUUUCAACUAAAAAAAGAAAGGCCAACUUACCAUCAGAUACUGAAGAAUUUUCUGCAUUUACAAAUCUCAAAGUCAAUGAAGAAAAUAUUUCCAAGAUACAUACAAUUUAUGAUUCAGACUCUCAAUUAGGUGCUAGUGCCAAAGAAAAGGAUCGAGCAUCAAACUUGGGAUUGGAUCAUUUUAUGAAAACUUUUUUAUAUUGCAGGAGAGCAAUGGUAAUAUGA
This is a messenger RNA of Castor canadensis (American beaver), 5010 nucleotides long. NCBI's taxonomy places the organism in Eukaryota, Metazoa, Chordata, Mammalia, Rodentia, Castoridae. The record is from RefSeq and is a predicted model, not a curated record.